This is a messenger RNA of Solanum verrucosum, 459 nucleotides long. RefSeq lists its product as uncharacterized. The record is from RefSeq and is a predicted model, not a curated record. The transcript has a single exon. NCBI's taxonomy places the organism in Eukaryota, Viridiplantae, Streptophyta, Magnoliopsida, Solanales, Solanaceae. Bases 1 to 459 code for a protein of 152 amino acids.
AUGAAUAUUGAAGAAAACAUCAUGAAGCAGAAAUCAAGGGUACAAUGGUUACAACUGGGAGAUGGAAACACAACAUACUUUCAUGCUAGCUUGAAGAAUAGAGAAGCUCAGAAUAGGUUUACAAGCUUAAUCACAAAUACAGGAAGGACUAUUACUAGUAGAGCUGAGAUUGAGGAAGAAAUUACAGAUUUUUACAAGCAAUUAUUGGGAUUUUGUGCCACUCAAUUACUUGCUGUAAACAUAAGGGUAAUGAAAAAUGGUCCAGUUUUGAAUAGAAGCCAACAAAGUCACCUUAUUGCACCUGUGAGCAGAAAGGAAGUGGUUAUGGCAUUGCAGGGUAUAAAUGACAACAAAGCUCCUGUAUGUGAUGAUUUUAGUGCAUAUUUCUUCAGGCAGACUUGGGGACAGAUAGGAGAGAAAAUUAUUGAUGUUUGUCCUACAUUUCUUCUCCACAUGUGA